AUGGCCGUCCGUGCGCAAGCACGUGAAGACACAGUCUCCCAAAGCACGGCUACAAAGGUUGUUCCCGAGACUUUCACGAGUCCUUUGGAAACAACUUCAAUGACCCUAUCUAGGCCUAAGACGGCAACAUAUGGCCCUCGUCGUUCCAAUCGCUUGUCUGGUCCGGAGAAUGGGUCAAAUAACGACGAGUUGGACAAGCCGACUUCACCACCUCUUGAUCCUGAUGAACUAAUUCUGGUCUAUCCAUUCUCUGGGCCGGGUGCCCUGAAUGUGACAAAGUCGGAUCUUGCUCGACUCAAACCUGACGAGUUCCUGAAUGACACGCUGAUCGAGCUUGGGAUUUUCAUGGACGACUUGCGCGCGCAAAAGCCAGAGCUGGCUGACCAGAUUCACGUUUUUAGCUCAUUUUUCUACAAAAAGCUCUCUACGAAAAACCCGGAGGACGGCUUUCAAAGUGUUCGAAAAUGGACAUCCAAAUUUGAUCUGUUUAAAAAGAAAUACCUCAUUGUGCCUAUUAACGAGCAUCUUCAUUGGUAUCUCGUCAUAAUCUGUAAUCCUGAAUAUGUGCUGCAGCCACCUGCUUCGAAUCCGCUAUCCAAGGCCACUCGACGAUCAGGAAGAAUCUCCAGGUCACAAGGCGAAGCUGCGUCGCAGAUGGGCGAAUCGUCCGCCGUGAUAAAUGAUGUGUCAAUAUCAUCCGCGACCGCUUCGGACCCGGCUCAACAGGAGUCAGCGUCUGAAAGCCACGCAAGAAGUCGUUCGAUAUCUAUUGUCCCCGAUUCUACAAGUGAAGGCCCCGACCAUGGAGAUCAAAGAGAGGAACAAGACGUCGAAAACCUGCUCGUUGAAUAUUCUGCGUCUCACAGCCUCACCAAUCGCAUCGCCCUUGAAAGCGACUCAGCUAUCUUCCUUCCGAGCGGUAGCUCAAACGUCGAAGAGAUAAUUGUCAAUGAUCCUGCAUCUCUCGUCCUUUCUAAGCGCCAGCAGUUCGUCAACCACCACAAUAUCACCCUCCCUAAUGAAGUCGCCAUGACCAUCUCCCUGCCAAGCGGCAGCCCAACUGCGUCUGACGUGCAUAUGGAUGAGCUAGACCAUUCAAUGGCUGAGCUUUCUCAUGACGAUCCUGACAAUGAAUUCGAUGAGCUGGAGCUGCAAUAUCCCAUGUCCUCGCCCCGAGGAAGAGCCGUUGAGCUACCAUCAUCCGACAGGCAACCUGAAGGCUCGAAGUUAGGUCAGCACGUAGUCGCUAGCACAGGAUCCAAGAGCAGCUCCGUAUUUUCAUCGUUUGUCCCACCAUCUACAUUUUAUGCACGAUCGGAGACUAUGAGAGGGAAACGGAAAGUUUCUUCCGCUCAAAGUGCUGGCCCAAUCCACGUCAUCGAGGAUGACCCAGAUGCGCAAGACUCGAUAUAUAUCUCUGAUUCCGAGCAGAACGAUACAGAUUAUGCGGGUACUCGCAUAUAUACAUUCGAUUCCCUCGGGUCGAAACAUCCACAAGCAAUCCGAAGACUUGGCAAAUACCUUCAAAUGGAGGCUGCCGAUAAAAAGGGAACAACAAACACAAUAACGCCUACCGGGACGAAUGCGAGGGUGCCCAAGCAGCCUAACUAUUGUGACUGUGGGAUUUACCUGCUACAUUUCGCCCUGACCUUCAUCAGAGAUCCACAGCGAUCGUAUGAAGUUCUCGCCUCCCAAAAACCUAAGGCCAAUCCCCGAGGGGAUUAUUGGAAUGAUGGGUCGAUUAAAGAGUUUCGUGAGAAAUUUUCGGUGACCAUACAAGCACAAUCUGAAGCAUGGAAGAAGGACAAGGAAGAGAAGGAAACAUUGAAGAAGAUGGAAGGUCGCCCGGAGUCGCGCGCAGUGUCGGCAGAUUCGGAUUCGGAUUCAGAUAUCAUCGUUGAGGUAGGCCCGGAAAUGUCUACGAAUACAAAGAAGGGCGGGAUCAAGAAGGCCAAUCGUGCGACUCGUCUGCGCUGA
Molecule: messenger RNA, 1977 nt
Organism: Heterobasidion irregulare TC 32-1
Lineage: Eukaryota; Fungi; Basidiomycota; Agaricomycetes; Russulales; Bondarzewiaceae
Product: cysteine peptidase C48
Exons: 9
Coding region: 1-1977 (658 amino acids)
Biological process (GO): protein desumoylation
Cellular component (GO): nucleus; cytoplasm
Molecular function (GO): SUMO-specific endopeptidase activity
Source: RefSeq, a predicted model, not a curated record